CUAUUCCAGGCACAUCUCAUUUUCCUUGCACAGGCUAACCCUUACGUUGUUUUAAAUAAUGAUAAGAGGAAGCUAUAUGCUGUAUUUGGUGCUUCUAGCUCUAACCAUUUAGGAAGAGUUCUUGAUCAAACAGGCAGACAAACUCUCUAAAAUAUAUAAUGGAUAUAUCACACCAUUGGUAAAACCAUGUGCCAGUUUGGCUCAAAUAUCCAUUGUAAUGUGCGUGGAUCUAUAACUUUAUAAUGUAGGUAGGACAGGUGAAUAGUUAUGUGUUUGUAAUGUCUAGAAUUAGAAAGGCAAUAACCACAUAUUCUCUGUUAUCUAUCCGGGUUGUCAACAAGGUUUGUUUUGUUAGUGUACAGUGUGUAAUUCUCCUGCGCUUUUGUGGAGCCUUGCACCUAAGGACAUCCCUGUGCCCUACCGACGUUAAGGAAGCCUUGUAGCAACCCAUGAGGUGACUUGAAAAAAUGGCCACAGAAACUGCAGAAGAGGCAGGCGUGUGGAGACAAACAAAAGCUCUUUUAUUCAAGAACUACCUGGUUAAGUGCAGGACCAAGAAGAGUAGUGUACAGGAAGUCCUAUUUCCACUAUUUUUUUUAUUUUGGCUUAUACUAAUGAGCAUGUUGCAUCCAAAUAGGAAGUUUGAUGAGGUACCCAACACUGAUCUUGGUGCAUUAGAUCGCUCCAUGCUCAGCAACUUGGUUCUUGGCUACACGCCAGUGACAAACAUGACAAGAAAAAUCAUGCAGAAAGUGUCUCUUGAAUACUGUGCGGAUGAUGUAAUUACAGAAGAAUUUUUCAGUGAAGAAGAUCUGCAAGAGGCUAGUACUUUUAAGCCCUCAAACUUUGUUGGGGUAGUUUUCAAAGAUUCCAUGUCCUACCAGCUUAGAUUCUUUCCUGAUACUGUCUCAGUGUCUUCUGUCAAUGUAGAAUCAAGAGCCAGUUGUUCCAGUUUAUCAAAGGAAUGUGAAUCUGUUAGAUACUGGCACUCAGGAUUUGCAGCCCUUCAAGCUUGUAUCGAUGCCGCAAUUAUACAGCUGAAGACUAAUCGUUCAGUCUGGGAAGAACUGGAAUCAACGAAAGCUGUUGUUAUGGGAGAGGCUGCUGACUUGCAAAUAGAUUAUUUUCCUCGAGCAACUAUUUUAAUUUACCUAGUAAUAGCUUUCUCACCCUUUGGGUAUUAUUUGGCAAUACAUAUUGUAGCAGAAAAGGAGAAGAGGUUGAAGGAAUUUUUAAAGAUAAUGGGGCUUCAUGACACCGCCUUUUGGCUGUCCUGGGUUCUGCUGUACACAACUCUGAUUUUUGUCAUGUCCAUUCUCAUGGCGGUCAUUGGAACAGCCUCCUCUCUGUUUCCCCAAAGUAGCCCUCUGGUGAUAUUUUUUCUUUUUUUCCUGUAUGGAAUCUCCUCAGUUUUCUUUGCUUUUAUGCUGACUCCUCUGUUUAAAAAAUCAAAGCAUGUGGGCAUAGUUGAAUUUUUGGCAACACUGGCGUUUGGUUUUGUGGGUCUUGCUAUUAUCCUGUUAGAGGAUUUUCCGAAGUCUUUUGUAUGGAUUCUAAGCCCCUUUUGUCAUUGUACUUUCUUGAUUGGGGUUGCACAGGUCAUGUACCUGGAAGAUUAUGAAGAUGGGGCAAUAUUUUCAAACUUAUAUCGUGGUCCUUAUCCACUAUUUAUUUGUCUGAUUUUACUGGUUCUGGAUAGCGUGUUUUACCUAUUGCUAGCUGUCUAUCUUGAUCAGGUCAUUCCAGGUGAGUUUGGAUUACGACGGACAUCAUUUUUCUUUAUGAAGCCCUCCUUCUGGUCAAAGCGCAGAAGAAAUUACAGAGAGUUGUAUGAGAGUAGUGUUAAUGGAAGCCUGCGUUUCAGUGAGAUAGUCGAACCUGUACCUUCAGAAUUUCAGGGAAAAGAAGCGAUCAGAAUCAGCUGUGUUCAGAAAACGUUCAGGAAAAAGGGUGAAACUGUGGAGGCUCUCAGAAGUUUGUCCUUUGACAUAUAUGAGGGCCAGAUUACGGCUUUACUUGGGCAUAGCGGAACUGGCAAGACAACACUGAUGAAUAUUCUUUGUGGACUCUGCCCACCUUCUGAUGGGUUUGCAUCUGUCUACGGACACAGAAUCUCUGAAAUUGAUGAAAUGCUCGAUGUAAGAAAGAUGACUGGGGUUUGCCCACAAUCAGAUAUACAUUUUGAUGUAUUGACCGUGGAAGAGAAUUUAUCAAUAUUUGCUCAGAUUAAAGGGAUCUCUCCCAAUUUUGUGAUACAUGAGGUGCAGAAAGUGAUGAAUGAUUUGGAUAUACAGCCCAUCCGAGAUAACCAAGCUAAAAAAUUAAGUGGAGGGCAGAAGAGAAAGCUGUCGAUAGGAAUUGCUGUUCUUGGGAGCCCAAAGGUUUUACUCUUGGAUGAACCAACUGCUGGUAUGGACCCAUGUUCUCGGCACAUUGUUUGGAAUCUCCUGAAAAACAGAAAAGCCAAUCGGGUAACGGUCUUUAGUACUCAUUUCAUGGAUGAGGCAGAUAUUCUUGCUGAUCGAAAAGCUGUGAUUUCUCAAGGGAUGCUGAAAUGUGUUGGCUCCUCUCUCUUCCUCAAAACCAAAUGGGGAAUUGGCUACCGCUUGAGUAUGCAUAUAGAUGGGUAUUGCAAUAUAGAAACGACAACAGCCUUGAUCAGACAACAUAUCCCCGAUGCCAGCUUGGUGCAACAGAAUGAACUGCAGCUUGUGUAUACUUUACCUUUUAAAGACAUGGACAAGUUUCCAGGAUUAUUUUCUGAUCUAGACACUCAUUCACAUUUGGGUGUUAUUACUUACGGAGUUUCCAUGACAACCUUGGAGGAUGUGUUCCUGAAACUGGAAAUAGAAGCAGAAAUUGAUCAAGCAGAUUAUAACGUCUUUAAUUCCCAGACAACAGCUGAGGAAGUGGAUACAAAAUCGCUCGAUGAGAUGGAACAAAGCUUACUGACGCUCUCUGAGACAAAAUCAUCUUUGGUGAGCACUUCCGCUCUCUGGAAACAGCAGGUGUCUACUAUCGCAAAGCUUCACUUCCUUAAUUUAAGACGUGAAAUGAAGUCAGUGAGAGUUAUGUUGUUGCUUUUUUUAGUUUUUCUUGUAGUUCAGAUUUUUAUGUUUCUGAUACAUCACUACUACAAAAAUUCCGUGGUUCCGAUCAAAUUUUCCCCAGAUUUGUACUUGCUGAAGCCCGGAGAAAAAUAUCACAAGUACAAAACAAGUCUCCUUCUUCACAACUCCACAGGCUCAGAUAUUGAUUAUCUCAUCAGUGCUCUCAGAAGCCAGAAGAUACUGACUGAGAUGUUCAACGACAGUGAUUAUGUGGCAGCUGCACCCCACAGUGCAGCAUUAAACGUGUCCCGUUCAGAAAAGAAUUACAUGUUUACAGCCAUAUUCAACAGUACUAUGGUGCACUCGCUGCCUGUUUUGAUGAACAUCAUUAGCAACCUCUUUCUCCACAACUUAAAUGUGACUGAGAAUAUUCAAACCUGGAGUAACCCAUUCAUUCAAGACAUUGCUGACACCAUUUUCCAAUAUGAGUUCUUUUUUGCAACAAUGCUGCAAAACCACAAGAUCAGAGCCUACACUCAACUUAAGAUCUCAGGUCUUUAUCCAUCAGCUUACUGGAGUGGACAAGCAGUUGUUGACUUUCCUUUAUUUUUUAUUAUUCUCGUUCUGAUGAUAGGAAGCUUAUUUGCAUUUCAUCACGGUGUUUAUUUUGAUACCUGGAAGUUCCUUGCGGCGCUCUUCUGCCUCAUUGGCUAUGUACCAUCGGUGGUGCUGUUCACCUAUGUGGUCUCUUUUACCUUUAAAAAAUUUCACAAUACCAAAGAAUUUUGGUCAUUUAUUUUUUCAGUGAUUACUUUGGUAUCUACUGUUGUCACUGAAAUAGUAUUCUUUAUGAGACAUUUUAUGGCAAUUACCAUUCUUCAUUAUGUCUUCUGUGCCUUCAUCCCAAUCUAUCCUCUUAUUGGAUGCCUGAUUAGUUUUAUAAAGAUAUCGUGGAAAGACCUCCAGAAGAAUGAAAACCACUAUGAUCCGUGGGACAGGCUCUUGGUAGCCGUGAUGGCGCCUUAUUUGCAAUGUGUAGUGUGGCUGUUCCUUCUGCGAUAUCUUGAACUGAAACAUGGAGGUAAAUCGAUAAGAAAGGACCCAUUUUUCAGAACAACUACUGCUACUACAAAGAUCAAACCAUGGAAACUUCGAGAUGAUCUACAUAAUGAAAAUGAGGAUGAAGAUGUAAAGGCAGAGAGAUUGUGGGUCAAAGAAAUGACAACCUGCCAGAGCUGUGAUGAGAAACCAGCCAUUCUGAUCAGCAGUCUGCAUAAAGAAUAUGAUGAAAGGAAAGAUAUUCUUCCUGGGAGAAAAAUAAAGAAAGUGGCUACUAAGCAUGUUUCUUUUUGUGUAAAGAAAGGAGAAAUACUUGGACUGUUAGGACCAAACGGAGCUGGGAAAAGUACACUGAUUAGCAUGCUGGUAGGAGAUGUGGAACCAACUGAUGGCCAGGUUCUGAUGGGAGACACUUCUUUAGGAUGGACUAGUGAGGAUAACUCCGUUAAAUUUAUGGGAUAUUGCCCCCAAAUAAAUCCACUUUGGCCAGAUAUUACAUUGCAGGAGCAUUUUGAAAUAUAUGGCUCUAUCAAAGGAAUGACUAAAGCUGAUGUGGCAGAAGUCGUAAAAUGUGUUGCAAGAGCCCUUGAAUUGAAUGACCAUCUACAGAAAACAACAAAGAAAUUAGCAGUCGGAAUUAAACGCAAGUUAUGUUUUGCGCUAAGUAUGCUGGGUAAUCCGCAGAUUACAUUGCUAGAUGAACCAUCUACUGGCAUGGAUCCUAAAGCCAAACAACACAUAUGGAGGGCAAUUCGAGCGGCAUUUAAAAGCAAAGAGAGAGCUGCUAUUCUCACCACUCACUAUAUGGAAGAAGCCGAAGCUGUGUGUGAUCGAGUUGCAAUCCUGGUCUCUGGACAGUUAAGGUGUAUUGGUUCAGUUCAGCAUCUAAAGAGCAAAUAUGGCAAAGGCUACUUCUUGGAAAUGAAAUUAAACGAAACAGCGGGCCUACAACAGGUGGAGUUUCUUCACAAGCAGAUUUUACACAUCUUCCCCAAUGCAAGUCACCAGGAAAGUUUUGCCUCCAUUUUGGCCUAUAAAAUUCCUAAGGAAGAUGUACAAUCUCUCUCUCAUUCUUUUUCCAAGCUGGAAGAAGCAAAACAUGCCUUUAAUAUCGAGGAAUACAACUUUUCUCAAGCAACCUUGGAACAGGUUUUUGUGGAGCUCGUUAAAGAGCAAGAAGAGGAAGAUAACAAUUUUGGAACCCUAAACAGCACACUUUGGUGGGAAAGAACCCAGGAAGAUAGAGUCAUUUUCUGAGCUCUUUAAAUACCACAGGAUGCAGUAGUUGGACACGGCAGCUCACUUUUGUUUGACUCCUUUUUUCCCUUGUACUGUGUGCUGAGCACUAAGAAAGCAGUUGAGAUUGAUAAAAGUACCUGCCUUGAAAAACACAAAUAUCUGGAAACGUUGAGCAUGGUUCUCCUUCCUGGCUUUAUCUAUCAAUAUUAUGCAAGCGUGGGGAGUGUCUUUAUUUGUGAAGAUUCUCAUCACUAGCAUAUAAUUUGUCUGGUUUUGAAAAUUUCGGGUCCAUUUGCCUUAGUAGGUCUUGUUUUGAAGUGAUCAUGGUAAAUGGCAAGUUAGUUUCUUUAUGAUUUCCUGUUUAUUUCCACCACCCAUGCUCUAUGCUUCUAGAACAGUAAAGGGCGAUCGUGGCUAGUGGAGGGGCCACAUGAGUGGCCCUCCUUCAUCUCAGUGGGCCACAAGAUUGUCAUAACCAAGAUGGUCUCCCAGGAUAGAGGAGUUUUGCUCAUUGUGCUUGUGUACCUAGAAUGUGUGGGGCAUGCUGACUGAAGCGAAGCAGCAUUUUCAUUGGAUGCAGAGGGCGCGCACGGCUCCGACGAUGUUGCAUGCGAUCAGCACGCGCCUCGCUUCCCAUGUCCUCGCUUGUGCGUGCCACUUCAGUAAUACCGGUAGGAAAAAUUCUACACAGACAAAAACCGGCAGAAUCUGGCAACCCUGCACAUGGACGAUGGUAAAUAAAAUGUCUCGUGGGCCCCACGUAGAACCUCGGCAGGUGGCCCACCACUGCUCCAAAAACACCAACCUGGAGCUUGUUCAGCUAGUCGGGAUGCGUGUCAGUGCAAGAUCGAGUUUUUUCCUUGAUUCUCUUCCAAAAGGUUGCUUCCACCAAAGGCAGGGAUCCACAGAACCAGGGCAGCAGCACUAGACAAGAGUCAGGGACUUGUCUGAGGUGAAGUAAACAUGUACAUAGAAAGUGGCUGUUUUAAAGAGGGUCAGUUUUGAGCUUUCACCGUUUACAAGGGUAAGCUUUAUCGUCACCUCUCUGCAUUAAAUUCCACGUCGACGACAUUGCUACCCAGACGCCUCACGUAACUGCCUGAUUCCAGGAUUCAUCACUGACUAUGGCGCUGAUUAAUUCAGCCUAAAUUGUUUAGAUGAUACCAAAUACCAAUAUCUAUAAUUCAGAUAACUUGUAUGAGGGAUGUGAAUGAGUAACCGGGUAACCGGUAAGCAUCACUCAGUAGAGGGAUGCUGUGCUCAGAUGUACCUUAACAGGUGAUGCUUACUAGGUAAUGGUUAAUUGGUACCCAGGAGCAGCACCUGCCCCAUGGCCUGCUGUGGGUAGAGGCUUGCUCCAGUUCUACUAGCCCCUGCAUGGGACUGCCAGCUCCCAGCCCUUGUGGAGGAUGGGACCUGGAGUUGGCAGCCCCGCUUAGGGGGCUAAGAGUAGCCAGACUGGAGCUGUCCCUGCCUGCGGGGGAAGGAAGGAGGGAGUCUGCCCCAGCCCACCUAGAUUUAACCCACAUUACUUUUAACCAGUUAAUCAGUUACAUGGGAUUGGACAUCCCUAACUUGUAUGUUGGCCUGAAAUUCCCCUUGAAUCCUGCUGAUCAAAAUGCUAAUGCUCCUGCUUGGUACAUAUGUUUCAAGUUAACUCUCCUGCCUGCAUUAUGGAUCCUGCUCUGUCACCUCAGUCCUUGAGUUUAUUUAUUAUAUCUCGGUUUUAAAUUCCUCCUUGUGCUAUAUGUGGGUUUUAGUAUCCAUGUGACCAUACUUGUUAGACUCUUCUUAUCAUAACAUCCCUCCCGCCUUAUGCUGCUUCAGAAUGUAUAACUUGUGUGUUUUAACCGAUCCCUGUUUUUUCCCUUGUUUCUGCCGUUUUCUGGGCUACCACCUCCCCAACUGAUCACUAAGCAUGAGAUCUAUAGUAUAGUGAUGAGGGACACAGCUGUCACUUAACAAACUUGUUUAGAAGAGUCCAGAGCCCCUUUUGCUUGAGUAAAAGUCACAGGGGUGGCGGGGAAGGAAAUUCGCCGUUCAUCACUAAAUAGGGCCCUAAAUUAUGUAAUUAACUUAGCUGGGUAUCCACGCAACUUAAAAAUGUUUACAUGUUAGUAUAAUAUGGUAUGUGGUGAACCGUUACACACCUUUUUCAUGCAAGUUGGCAGGUGUAACUAAUCAAGUUACCUUUGCAAGUUGCAUCAAUGUAUAAUGCAUGUACUUGUAAGUUUAAAUGUGGUUUGCAAAGGCAGAUAGGUUCCUUUCAUUCUAUAUUUGUAAAAGCAUGAACACCAAAUGAGCAUAUCUUUAUGUAACUUACAUAAAUGUGAGCAUUUCUAGUUACGUUCUUUGUUAAAAAAAUAUUGUUUUGUUGAUCACAUGUUCUAACACAGUGUUUAAAAGGCAGUUGUUAGGUGCGUUCUUUUUUGUGAGAGACUGAAUUAGCAGGCAUAUGCACCAAUACUUUCUUAUCUAUUUUAUAGCGAGAGUAACGAGGCAAUACAAUAUCAUGACAGUGCAUUCUUAUUUAGAUCAUGCUCAUUUUCUCUCACCAUAAACCAAAAAGAGUAAGCUCCAAAUACAGGUAUUGUCUUGUUAUAAAAAAUGCUUUUGUUUAUCUGUCAAAAUUGCCUCUGUAAAAGUAAUGGUAAGAAAGCCCAUGUGUGGGUUUACAUCCUCCGAUCUGAGGGUAAAUAUUUAUCCUAUUUUGUAGUUUCAAAGAAAAAAAAAUCUCUGAUUUAAAAAUGGAAAGAAUCAAUUUAAUCUAAUUAUCUAUUUGAUCUGAGCUUUUUAAGACCUACAUUCCAGUGGUUGAUCAGUUUAUUGCAUUGUAGAAUGUAUUAAUUGAAAUGCAAUUUGCAAAUAUUGUGUAUAUCUGAAGACACUUGAUACAUGAGACAUAUACCGGUUAUAUAUGUUUACUUUAAGAUUAGAAAAUUCCUAUCUUCUUCCUUUCAGAAAUGUUCAAAAUGCAGAAAACUAUGCCAGAAAGCAAAGAUUUAUGCUCCCAAACUUUGUGAACCAUUGGGCAAUAAUUAAUGCAAAAUUGAGUGAUGGUUGAAUUACAUAGGUGUAGGCUUCCAUUUAUCUCCAUGCAAGUCUCACAGUUUCCCUAGUGGGCUCAGGAACGAACCGUAUAUGAAUACAGUUUUUGCUUCUUUCUCUGUACAUCUAGGAUUGCAUGGAAUUAUGUGGAUCUUGUUUCCUUACAUACUGCACUUAAGCCUGUGCAUCAACUUACACCUAGACAUCUUGCAUGGGGCUACAGUCCCUAUGCUCAGUGGGAAUGAAGAGGGUACAUUACAUUUCAGGAGCUUGUAUACAGUCAAUCUGGUCACUUUAAUUAGCCAUGGAUAGUGAAGGUAAUGUAACUCAGUUUUGUGUUGAAAUAGAAUGAUUAUCUGCUGAAUUCUUUUAAGGCACUGCCUGGGCCAAAUUCUGCUCUGUUACACUGAUGCAAUUCGUUUGCGAUUGUUUAAUGUAUUUAAUGUUUAUAUCGCAGUAGCAUCUAGGGACUGAUGCCCUAACGUGCCGGGUGCUGUACAAAUGUCAACUAAAUGAAAAUUCCUUCCCUUAAAGUUUACUACUGACCUAAAUCAAUUGAUUGAAUUGCAGUGACAGAGUAGAAGUUUGUUCAAUUUAAUAAUAGUUUCUCUGUAUUUAUAACAAAGAUGAGGCAGAUAAUAAUAGUUACCUAAAGCUUAUGUGAAUGUGCUAAUUAUUCCAUUUAUCCAACAGAUUUGUUUUACUCUGGUACUUUCUUUAUGGGGAUAUUUCCUCUGAUUACAUAUCUACUGAACUCACCUUCCAUUGCUUACACUCAUAAGGCAUGAUCCAAAACCCAUUAAGUCGAUAUAGCAGGAGCCUUUCCAUUGACUGCAGUAGGCCUAAGAUCAGGAUCAUGCCCCUUGUAUUGCAUUGUCUGUGAGGGAAUAAUAACCCACACUACACAUUCAUUAUGUGAAUAAAAAGUAAUGUGUAUGCCUUAUAUUUUGCCAACACACUAAUAAUUUGUUUUGCUUUUGAUCAUCUGACAGUUAAACACUUAUAUAGACUCACUUUACUUUUCUAUAAUCAUUUGUUAGUGUUUGCAGUCUUAUUUGGUUAUUAUGCAAAAUCUGAAUCCUUGUUUCAUUUAUUUCACAUUCAGAUAGUGUGAACGCUCACACACUGGCAUAUUCAAUGUGUAUGCGUUGCUAGUAGCAGACAUCAUAGCUUCAGAAAAACACAGUUGGCCAAAAGGUUUGAAAAACUUAAACAUAACAUUGAAUUUUUUCUCUCUCAAAAGGCUCAUAGAGAAUAGAGAAUAGGAAGAUCAUCUAGCCUCCUGCCUUUGGGGCAAGUUGAACCUUUGUCUUACUCCAGAAUCAAAUCCAUUCCAGAUUUGACAGUUUAAAUUUGUUUAUCCAUCUUGAUAAACUUAUACGUGCCCUUCAGCUCAUAGAGUUUAACAAUAUUAUUCUUCAUGUUGAGGUGCUCCAAACUGUAGAGUACACCCUCUGGUCUUAUUUUGCCCAAUCUCUAAACUCAUGUCAUUUUGGUCACUUCUGCUUUCCACUGUGUUCAGAAUGACUCCAACACGGUGUAAUCUGUUUUAUCAGUGUACAGUUUGCUCUUUCCUCUGAUGUAUGAAAAUACUGUGUUUGCUAGGUUCUGAUAAUCUGUAAUACUUGAAGCCUCUUUGCAGUUUGAUUCUCUAUCACGUAUAAUUCCUUUGUAGCUACAGCCACAGAGUUUUGCAUUCUUUCAUAAUCGUCAGGUAACAUUGUUUCGACUUUUCUAAUACAGGUUGAACCUCUCUAGUCUGGCACUUGACUGGUGUAUAGCCAGAGAAUUUGCCGAACUACAGGAAGUCAAUAUUAUCUAGCAGCGUUUUCAACACUUCCACUGCUUACUGGACUCUUAGAAAACAUUUAGAGGUAAAGUAGAGCUAACUAACAGCACAGAACACUGUGAGCCAGGACCGGUGGCUGUGAACAAACUUUGUGGGACUGGGAAAGUUGGCCACGCCCAUGAUAAGUGGACAUAUGGCUCACUAACAUCAUGCCGGACCACAAAUGUUGCCAGACCAGAGAGUGCUGGACAAGAGAGGUUCAACCUGUACGGUUUGAUUUUCUGAUAAGUUUGUAAUGAACUUUUCUAAUGAUCCAUAUCAAAGACUUCAUUAAAAUCUAGAAGUAAUAUACCCAGAAGUAUUCUAAUCUACACUGCAGUGACCCCAUUGAUGGUUACUCUUGAAUUCAGAGAGAUGUAAGUCAGAGCAUAAUUUGCCCCAUUGAGUCCACUACAUAUUUAGUGUCUAAUAGAUCCCAAAACAGAUAAUUAUGUGGAAGUUCAAAUAUAUUGGAAGUACAAUGAAAGACAAUUAAUAACAGCUUAAAGUUUUAGCACUGAAAUAUUACAUUUGUGCUCUGUGGCUUUUCUUGGUAUUUAGGUAUAAAUAAUCAACUGAACUCAAACUAUAUGUUAGAGAGAGGUAAUACACAUCCUGGGAAGUGACAAUGGAACCGGAUGUCAGGUAGUUGUGGGUUCCAGGUCUGGCACUGAUUAACACUGUGUGAAGUUGGGCAAGUAACUUAAUUCCCCUCUCUGUGACACGGGUCUAAUAAUACUUAUCUACCUCACAGAGAUGAUGUGAGGAUCAAUUAGUUAAAAGUGUAUACAAAACUUUUGAAGAUAAAAAUGCUGUAGCAGUAUUAUAAGGAUGUAUUUUUGUAUUGGAGUUCUAAUAAUUCAAAUUUUGUUCACGUUACCAUGAGAAAUCCCUAUUUAAAAUAUAUUGUACAGUUGCAGUUUUACAUGAGGUGUAUAAUAUUCUUUAGAAGCAAGAAUAUAAGAUUAUUUUUAUUUAAACAUUGUUGGCAUUCUGUUAAUGCACAUCCUGAGAUCAGUCAUCUGCUUUCUUGGGCAUUUCUGUUGUCUAAUUUUGUAUGUAUGUUUAUUUUUCUUUUAGCACGUAGCUAUUUUUUUUCCCAAAAGAAAGAUGCGGUUGAAAUAAAGAUGGAUUGCUGAUGCUCACA
Pelodiscus sinensis (Chinese soft-shelled turtle) is the source of this 11371-nucleotide messenger RNA. Lineage: Eukaryota; Metazoa; Chordata; Testudines; Trionychidae. The record is from RefSeq and is a predicted model, not a curated record.